Messenger RNA from Lactuca virosa, 1851 nucleotides. NCBI's taxonomy places the organism in Eukaryota, Viridiplantae, Streptophyta, Magnoliopsida, Asterales, Asteraceae. The record is from the annotation of a GenBank genome assembly.
UACUACCUACGCCCCUGUACACACCACAAACUAUGCUCUGAUUGCCUACCUCCAAGAAAAAGCAGCCAUGUUAGAAGCUGUUCAAACCAAACUGCAAGAACAGGCUAUCAUCACCCACUUCGAAAACACCAUGCCAACUACAUAAACAUCAUCAACGACCUCCCUGAAGACUUUCUUUCAUGAACAACUCAUCCUCCGUCUCUUUCAGCUAAAUCCAUACAUGUAGAUCAUGUACUGUCUUUUUUGGUUCCAUAAAUGAACGCAUCUCCUUUGACUUUGCUGUAUCUAUUUUUUCUGCAAACCACAAACAAAACAAAAAUUAACAAACCCAAGUGACCCGUGGUUCACCGGGGCACACCCAGGCCCGACCCAAUACAUGGGCGAGUUGGGCUAUGACCCAGGGCAGCAAAAAUAGAGGGGCAAAGAUCUGAUCCAAUAAUUAAUAGAGUUUGACUUUGGCCCAAGUUUAGUCCGAUAAGUGAUCCAAUAUUGGUUCAGUAUCGCUACCUAAUCCAAGCAUCUUGAGAAUAGCAACAUAUCACAAUCGCCAAACGCCGGAAGAUCAUUUAGAAAAAAACACUCUGUAGAAAUCGAGGAGUUUCUCUACGUAUCUCUUAAGUCUUAAACCUACUGGAGGGGCAUUUUUUCAUUCAAUCCAUUUCCUUUUUGAAGUCUCAGAUUUCUCCCUUUCUGGAUUCAUGUAUGCCGAAUCACCUAAUGGUUGUUUCUUGUACAACAAGCUCUUCUAUAUGCCAAGCUUCUAUCGCUUUCUACACUCUUCAACAAGCUCUUCUAUAUUGUGAGCGACACCGCUACUCUCUAUUCUGGUUUUCUUUGUAAGCAUAAAAAAUGGCAUGGUACAGAAGGUCAAAACUAGGUUUUGAUGUUAUUUCCCGUUACUUCACCUCCAAAUUAACCGCUCCCAAAAGCACAAUCCAAAACGCAAGUUCUGUUAUCAACCAGAGUAAUCAAUUGAGUAAGCUUACUUCUAGUGCAAAUUACCCUCUUAGGGUUUCUAAAUUUUCUCUGUUUCAACCCAUAAGUGUUGAUAGGAGCUUAAACUCUCGAUUAUAUGCAACUGGUUAUAGAUAUUACUAUGUCGAUUCACGACAAGUUAGGCAUUUCAAGCCCCGCGGAUUCAGAAGAUGGUCUGAUGACCCGAAGAACGUUUUGAUAGUUGUGUUAGUUGGAUCGGGAGUUGGGUUAACCGUAUAUUUUGGGAAUGUUGAGACGAUACCUUACACAAAACGGAGGCAUCUUGUUUUGCUGUCGAAAAAUUUGGAAAGAACGAUCGGUGAGUCUCAGUUCAAGAAUAUGAAGGCUGGGUUCAAAGGAAAAAUUCUACCGGCGAUGCACCCAGAAAGCGUUAGGGUGAGAUUAAUUUCAAAGGACAUUAUCGAAGCAUUGCAAAGAGGAUUGAAGAAAGAGCAAGUAUGGACUGAUUUGAAUUACGCUUCUGAGAGUGGAGCUGCAUCGGAGAGUAGAGGGAAGGAGACUUUAAUGGCGAUGACAGAGGAGACUGGUGGAGGAGAGAAUUGGCCAGCAAAAGAUGAGGUUCUUGAUGAUAUGUGGGUGGAUCAAAGUCGGAAGAAGGGGAAAGAAAAGGGGGAAAAAUCGGCUACUGGUCAUUUGGAGGGGUUAAAUUGGGAAGUUUUGGUGGUGAAUGACCACGUUGUAAAUGCUUUUUGUUUGCCUGGUGGAAAGAUUGUUGUGUUUACAGGGUUAUUAGAGCACUUCAGAACUGAUGAAGAGAUUGCUACCAUCAUUGGGCAUGAGGUUGCACAUGCUGUAGCAAGACAUGCAGCUGAACAGAUUACAAAAAAAACCUCUGGUUCACAAUUGGGCAGCUAA